Messenger RNA from Closterium sp. NIES-67, 1234 nucleotides. NCBI's taxonomy places the organism in Eukaryota, Viridiplantae, Streptophyta, Zygnematophyceae, Desmidiales, Closteriaceae. The record is from the annotation of a GenBank genome assembly.
GCCAAAUUCACCCUCCCUUCAGUGACGACAUCUAGGGCACAGCCUAAGGAUCAUCAGCCUCUCGCCCUCAGCCUAAUGUAGUUACUUCCACAUAACUCAGUAAUUACUCCUAUAGUUGACCUUCAGUUCAACGACUCCAGUUAAAACUACUUGCAAGGCUACUUAGUAACAACUUCUCUCCUUGUCUCCCACUGUGUAACGGCCGCGACGAAGCAAGUAGCCUUCAGAAUCCGCGAUCGUCGAUAUGGAAACUGUAGCUUCGCGCGAUAAGGGGACGCCUGACGUACCGGCUGUGGAGGUCACUUCGAUGCAAUUCGCUUACCCCGGCGAGCCUCCCUUAAUCUCCAAGUUCAAUCUUAAACUGCCACGAGGCAGCCGCUGCCUUCUGAUCGGAGCCAACGGUGCAGGCAAGACGACUCUUCUGAGAGUUUUGGCGGGAAAGCACAUGGUUGGUGGAAAGGACGUCGUGAGAGUGCUCGGUCGCUCGGCAUUCCACGACACGUCGCUCUCGUGCGACGGCUCUCUCGCCUACCUCGGCGGCUCCUGGAGCAAAUCAGUCGGUUGCGCGGGCGAAGUCCCCCUCCAGGGCGAUUUCAGUGCGGAGCACAUGAUCUAUGGCGUGGCGGACGUGGAUGCAGCACGCAGGGACCACCUGGUGGAGCUGCUAGAUAUUGACCUGGCGUGGCGCAUGCACCGGGUGUCGGAUGGGCAGAGGAGACGAGUGCAGAUAUGCAUGGGGCUGCUGCGACCGUUCCAGGUGCUGCUCCUGGACGAGGUGACAGUGGACCUAGAUGUUGUCGCCAGGAUGGACCUUCUUGCGUUCUUCCAACAAGAGUGUGAGGAGAGAGGAGCAACAGUGGUGUAUGCCACUCAUAUUUUCGACGGCUUGGAGUCAUGGGCAUCCCACCUGGCUUUCAUUUCGUCCGGCAAGUUGCAGCGGUUGGAGUCAGUGGAGCAAUGCUCUCAGCUUCCCUUGUCAGCGCAUCUAACUGCUAUGAUACAUGAGGCAUCCGUAUUGCAACAGCCAUCUCUUUUGGAAAUGGUUGAGCCUUGGUUGAGGGAGGAUAAGGCUAAGAGGGAGAAAGAGGCAGCAGAAGCUAAGAGAAGUGGAGAUUUGCCUAAGCGAGCGGUGGAUCCUUUUGCUGGUGCUGGUAGGCACAUGGCUUAUUACAGGUGAUUGUAUGUACAUGAUUGGCUGAGAAUUUUACGUGCUGAAUUAACCAUGUCUAAUAGU